Messenger RNA from Pangasianodon hypophthalmus (striped catfish), 1610 nucleotides. RefSeq names its product olfactory receptor 52N5-like. Gene Ontology annotation, cellular component: membrane. Gene Ontology annotation, biological process: G protein-coupled receptor signaling pathway. The record is from RefSeq and is a predicted model, not a curated record. The transcript has a single exon. NCBI's taxonomy places the organism in Eukaryota, Metazoa, Chordata, Actinopteri, Siluriformes, Pangasiidae. The coding region runs from base 633 to 1571 and encodes 312 amino acids. Gene Ontology annotation, molecular function: olfactory receptor activity; G protein-coupled receptor activity.
GUAUGUGUAUAACUGCCCUGGGUAGCUUUUUUAUUUUUACCCUCAUGAGACACUUUGUUAUUAUUUUAAUUAUCAAAUUGUUUGUUUGGCAUGUCAGAAAGUCACCUGGAAACGGGGGACAUUAUAGAUUAUAAAAGUUGCACAGACAACCACAGUGGCUCAGCAGGUUACUGAGGAACUGUGGAAAGCCAACUACAGCACUUAUUUCUUUUAAGGUGGGGUAUAGCAGGAAGUAUACACACAUACAUACAGUACUGGGCAUAUGUCUUAGGCACUAUUUUUUUUUUUUUUAGUACAAACUUUGUUCUAGAUUUUGAUUUUAUGACUUCUACAUUAUAAAGUCAGUACAAAAACAUUUUGGAUUUCUAACAUUACUUUUCCUGCACAAAAUGGUACAGAAAAAUGUUUGUAUGUAAGUAAAGAAAAAAGCAUAUUAUGUAAGAGACCACUUUUCAGACAAAAAACAUAGUGAAGGCUGCUGGGUUUUGCUGCAAAAAUAAGAAGCAAGUGCGACAGUCAGAGUGUCCAGAAGAACUGUGGCUGGUUUGGUUUAACUUUAUUGCUAAAAGUGAAACUGAUUAAAUCUGAAAACGUUUUUAAGCUGUUUGUUUUGUACAGGCUUGUAGGAGGCGAUGGAAAACGGAUCAUACAGAAAUGAAAUUCUCAGGAUCGAAGGACUGCAAAUCACACAUUACUCCACUUAUCCAGUGUUUAUUCUUCUUUUCUUGGCCUAUCUGUUCAUUAUGGUAUCUAACCUUGGCAUUAUCAUGAUAAUAGCAAUGGAGAAAGCUCUUCACAAACCAAUGUACCUUCUUUUCUGUAACCUCCCUGUGAAUGAUGCACUCAAUGCUACUGUUGUACUGCCUGGUUUACUCAAAGACAUUCUGGCUGAAUCUGACAGGUAUAUCAGCUAUGCCGCUUGUGUAAUUCAAGCCUUUGGGGUUCACACAUUCAAUACGAGUGCACACAGUAUAUUAAUAGUCAUGGCUUUUGAUAGGUACGUGGCCAUAUGCAACCCGUUAAGAUACCACACCAUAAUGACUAACAAAAUGGUUGUAAGGCUAUCUGUAAUAGCAUGGGUAGCUGCUGCUGUCCCAAUUAUAAUUUUAUUGGCCCUAACUAUAAGGCUUUCUCAUUGUACUUCAACGAUAUUAAAUCCCUACUGUGACAAUCCUUCUCUGUUUAAACUUUCUUGUGAGAAUCUGUCUGUAAAUCAGAUCUUUGGGUUAUUUAUCUCUGUUGUGAUUUGGACUACCUCGGUAUCAUGUAUCAGUCUUACUUAUCUAAAGAUUGCAUAUGUUUGUCUAAAAAAUCAAAACAGCACACUGAAGAGCAAGGCUAUAAAAACAUGUAGCACCCAUCUGAUUGUGUAUCUCAUUCACUUUGGAUGUGCUUGUUCUAUAGUUAUUUUGCACCGUUUCUCGGCUUAUGAGGAACUUCGAAAACUGGCCAGUAUCUUAAUUUAUGUCAUUCCUACAAGCCUCAACCCUGUCAUAUAUGGCCUUCAAACCAAAGAAAUAAGACACUGGAUUGAGCAGAUCUUCCUGAGAAGGAAAGUGAUUCCAGGAUGAUUUCCUUAUAUAUAGAAAAUAUACAAUAUAUGUAUUGCU